Dimorphilus gyrociliatus is the source of this 863-nucleotide messenger RNA. The record is from the annotation of a GenBank genome assembly. Lineage: Eukaryota; Metazoa; Annelida; Polychaeta; Dinophilidae.
CUUUCGCGCGGAAUUUUAAAAUCGAACAUAGCAUGUGCUUAGCUAUAGGGGGGAAAACUAUAUGGUCCUCAAAUUGAUUGCUGCUGUUACGCCUGUAUUUCGUCAUAUUCAUUCAACAAAAAUGGCGAAAAGUAGAUUUGAAUAUGUGAAAAAGUUUGAAAUGGAAGAUAAACUCUUGUUGAACUCUUGGAUAGUACUGAGAAUCGAUGGGAAGGGUUUCCAUAAAUUUUCUGACAAACAUAAUUUCGAGAAACCUAAUGAUAUAAAAGCUCUUAAUCUAAUGAAUAAGUGUGCUAAACGUGUUAUACAAGAUUUUAACGAGAUAAUUCUGGCUUACGGGCAAAGUGAUGAAUAUAGCUUUAUUUUUAGAAGAGAUACAAAAUGUUAUAAUAGACGACAAGCAAAAAUCCUUACAAAUGUAGUAAGUUUGUUUACAUCAAGCUACGUGUUCUACUGGAAAGAAUUCAUGACAACAGAACUAUUGUACGCUCCUUCAUUUGAUGGAAGAAUAACUCUAUAUCCAACUGAUAAAAAUCUGAUAGAUUAUGUUUCUUGGAGGCAAGCAGACUGCCAUAUCAAUAAUUUGUACAACACCUGUUUUUGGAAACUUGUUCAAACUGGUGGAUUAAGUCCAAAAGAAGCUGAAGAAACCUUAAGGGUUAGUUGUAUUCGUAUAAACAAUUUCGUUGUAUUCAAUUACAAUCAAACAGCAAAGUUAGCAUCUAAUCAGAAAUUCAGAAUAUGAAUAUUUCUACAUGGUUUUUAUUUUUAUAGUAUUUAUAAUGACCUUUAAAAACAUACUGCUGUACUGAGUACUUCAUAAAUACCGCACAGCUAUCUCUUUUUCCCUCCCCCUCUCUCUC